Coprinopsis cinerea okayama7#130 is the source of this 1880-nucleotide messenger RNA. RefSeq names its product triacylglycerol lipase. The coding region runs from base 66 to 1760 and encodes 564 amino acids. The transcript is spliced from 4 exons. The record is from RefSeq and is a predicted model, not a curated record. NCBI's taxonomy places the organism in Eukaryota, Fungi, Basidiomycota, Agaricomycetes, Agaricales, Psathyrellaceae. Gene Ontology annotation, molecular function: triacylglycerol lipase activity.
CUCUCAGCGACAGACUUGAUGCACUCCUCGACAACCCAAAAUCUUCGUCCUCGUCGUCCUCAACAAUGCCCCGACCAAAGUCGAGGCCUGUCCUUCGCUGGCUCACUGGCCCCAUAUCGUCCUCACCUCCAUCCCCCGACCUCCGCUCGCUGUCGGAGGCAAUGACUGAGCCCAUAACACCACCACCUCCAAUAAAGACACCCACACCACCACCUUUAGCUCGUUUGCCGCCUUCAUUUAGACCGUCCAAGAAUCUUACACGUCCACCCCCCUUCUUGGUAGAUGGAUUGACACGAACGACCCUGCCCACCUCUUCUCUUUCACCGCCGUUACCUGUUUCAUCUUCCUCGCAGCCGACCAGUGUCAUCCAAACACCUAAAGACGUCCAGAAACCUCCGCCGAUUGUGCUCAAUCACUCUAGUCUCACAAGAAGUUCUUUGGAUUCGUUACGGAGCGUGCAGACAAGGACGUUCUCGGGCGGGUGUGCGACCUCUCUGCAUUCUGUGCAGUCACUUGAUGUGAGGGAGGAGACUGGUUCAACCGUUCAGCGAAGCAAUACCCGGACAUCAACGGUUGCUAGUUCUUCGAGCAGUACUACUGCUGCAUGGUGGUGGUUCCAGACGGAUACGAAUAAAGACCACCUUCUGUCGGAGGAGGACCAAGCGGAUGGACAGCAGGCGCCUGCGCAGCAGGAAAAGCGUAAAUAUACACCCACUGCGAACCCAGUUGUCUUUUGCCAUGGUCUACUCGGAUUUGAUUCGGUGAAAAUUGGACCUGCAAUUGCCCCUCUCGAGGUCACCCACUGGCGAGGUAUCAAGGAAGUUUUAGAGGCCAACGGGACCGAGGUUUUGAUUACUCGGGUACCAGCAACAAGUAGUCCAGUCGACCGAGCCAAGGUCCUGGAAGAAAGGAUCAAUGCCGUCUACCCAGGUCGGAGUGUUCACUUGAUAGGACACAGCAUGGGAGGAUUGGAUUGUCGAUACCUCACGACGCACCUGACUGAUAGGAAGUUCAAGGUUUUAUCUGUGACGACCAUUGCUACACCACAUCGUGGGUCGUCAUUUGCAGAUCAUUUCCUGUACGCGGUUGGAAAGCAUCGGCUUCCCCAGGUUUUGGCGUUGUUGGACUUGCUGCCGAACGGGGGAGGGGAUGGGAAGGCAUUCGAGUUUUUGACGUUGGAGAGUAUGAAGAAAUUCAACGAGGAUACACCUGAUGUCGAAGGAGUCAAGUAUUUCAGUUGGGGAGCGGUCUAUGAACCGGGGUUGAUUGACACUUGGAAAUACCCACACUCUGUUAUCCUUGAACGUGAAGGUCCAAAUGAUGGACUUGUGUCCAUUGAAUCGGCCAAAUGGGGAACGUAUCUUGGGACUUUGAGUCAAGUAAACCAUCUUGAUCUCGUUGGCUGGAUCAACGAAGCGAGAUACAAAUGGGCAGAGAUCAUGGGCAAGGAGAUCAAGUUCAGGCCCGCAACUUUCUAUCUGGGUAUCGUCGACAUGCUGGCAAAGGAAGUCGAAGGUCACAUUGACGCUUCAAAGGAGCAAACAAAGAGGAUCGAAGAGCAAGCAGAUGGAGUAAAGGCCAAAGAUGGAGAUGCUUCAGGUUCUCGAGGGGCGGGGAAGGGUGAUUUUCCCCCUUCGCCAACAACGGAGCAGCAACAUGAAAGAGAAGUGCAGGGUCAGAUGGUGGAGAGUCUGGAUAUCGCUGGCGGGAAGGUAGAAGGGGCUGAUGCUAAAGGCAAAGGUCGGACACCACGAGACUAAACAUUUAGCCUCAAUCCUCGUUUUAAUAGUAGCUAGUGGUUAUUUUUGAUUAUGAGCACUCUAUAAUACCGACAUCUAAUGGAUAGCUCUGGCACUGUAGAUAAUAAAUAACUUGGGAUC